This is a messenger RNA of Anolis sagrei ordinatus, 8819 nucleotides long. RefSeq names its product cut like homeobox 2 (gene CUX2). Gene Ontology annotation, molecular function: DNA-binding transcription factor activity, RNA polymerase II-specific; RNA polymerase II transcription regulatory region sequence-specific DNA binding. Gene Ontology annotation, cellular component: nucleus. The record is from RefSeq and is a predicted model, not a curated record. Gene Ontology annotation, biological process: regulation of transcription by RNA polymerase II. Lineage: Eukaryota; Metazoa; Chordata; Lepidosauria; Squamata; Anolidae.
GAGGGAAGGAAGGAAGGAAGGAGAAGAAGGAGGGCUCUCUUCCUUUUUGUGUGUGUGGGGGGCGGCGGGGGUGGGUGCCUCGCUCUCCCCGUGGGAAUGUCCCACCUGUUUCCUAAGAGGGCCCUCACCUGCCCCUCUCCCCCAAAGCUGGCGCCAAGAGUUCUGUCAAGGUGGCAGGCUGAGAAAGAGGGGAAUCACCUCCUUGCUUGCAGCCCCCUCCAAGUGCCCGCAGGAGGAGGCCGCCUGCCUGCCUGUUCCCACUCCAAAGCCAGCCUGCCUCCCUCAACCCCCAUGGCCCUACCUGGUCCCCCCACCCCCUCCCAAGAGGCCUGCACUGGGGCUGUUCUCUAAGGCCUGGCGCUCUUGGCCUUGUGAUUGAUGUGCCCUCACUCCCGGGAUGACAAGAGCCCAGCUGAGAAGGAAAAGGAGAGCCCAGAAGGAGCUGAAUUCUGUGGCUUCGGAGCUGGCAGCUCGGCAGGAAGAAAGCGAGCAUUCUCAUAAACAUUUAAUUGAACUCAGCCGGGAAUUUAAGAAAAAUGUACCUGAGGGGGUCCGAGAUAUGGUGGCACCCGUCCUAAAGAGCUUCCAGGCUGAGGUGGUUGCGCUGAGCAAAAGGAGCAAAGAAGCCGAGGCUGCGUUCCUGAACGUUUACAAGCAAUUAAUUGAAGUGCCAGAUCUUGCUCCCGCCCUGGAGACCACACGAAGCCUCGAAGACCAGCGCCAGCAGCUGCAUUGCCUUGGUCCGGAGAACCCACCUUUGAAGGAGCUGAACCGGCCGUGGAAGAGCAACACUGAGCUCCUGUGCUCCAAAGAGCAAAGAGAGGGGACGCCUCCACCAGGACUCACUGCUUUGGUGGGAAGCAGGCUCACGACCAACAGCAAAGCACUCCUGACAGCAGAGACCUUCCCACUGCAGAAAAAUAAGGCCGAAGAUCAAAAGGACUUGCAAGAAGUACAGAUCACUUUGGCUGCUCGGCUGGGGGAAGCAGAAAAGAAGAUCAAAGUCCUCCAUUCUGCACUAAAGACAACACAGACCGAACUGGUUGACCUGCAUUGUAAAUAUGAUGAAGAAAAAGCAAAGAAGACAGAUGAAGUGGCCAUGAUCAUGGCGAACCUUGAAAAAGCCAAUCAGAGAACUGAGACUGCCCAGAGGGAGGUGGAGACCCUGCGGGAGCAGCUGGCCUCUGUCAACAACUCCCUUCGCCUGGCUUGUUGCUCACCCCAAGGACCCAGUGGGGACAAAAUGAAUUACACUUUGUGCCCAGGACCGAGGCUUGAGGCAGCACUAGCCACCAAGGAUCGGGAAAUCCUUCGCCUCCUCAAAGAAAUCCAGCAUUUGCAAAACACCAUACAAGAAAUGGAGGAGUCUUCUGCCAGUCAGAUUGCAGAUCUAGAGCAGCAGUUGGCGGCCAAGAAUGAGGCUAUUGAGAAGUUGGAAGAGAAAUUACGAACCCAGUCAGAUUAUGAGGAGAUCAAGACAGAACUGAGCAUCUUGAAAGGGAUGAAGCUGGCCUCCUCGAACUGCAGCCUCUCUCAGAGCAUAUCAAAACCCGCUGAUGCAUUGCUUCUGGAAAAGGACUCCUUCUACCCAUCACAGAAAUACCUUUUGGAAAAGCGAAGCCUCAUCCCCAGCACUGAGGAGGAUCCCUCAGAGGAUGAGUCAGUGAAGGACUCCAUGGGUACCGGGCAGGCCUUCCCUUCCCCACAACCGCUCUCACACACUUCCCGGGACGACACUGCCUCUCCUCCCCUCAUCCAGCCCCUGCUGGGUCCUGCUGUGGCUCAGGAAGGCUCUCGUAGCUUCUGCCUGUCCCCCUUCCCGAGCCUGAACACCGUGGAGCGGAUACCCCUGGACUUGCUUCUCCCCAAACACAGGGGGCCUCCUGGUUACAAGAGUGAGACCAGCAGCCUCGUGGCAUUCCCCUCUGGUUUCUAUACCGCCAAGGGAGCAACGUUGCCAGGCAACCCUGGACAAGCCCUCCCCGCAAAUGAGCUGAGCCUCCCCAGUGACCAGUCGGAAGGGAGCAAUUCAGGUUCACCCGACGACGAGCACCUGGAUACUGCAGAGAUUGCUUUCCAAGUCAAGGAGCAACUGCUUAAGCACAACAUUGGCCAGCGGGUCUUUGGGCAUUACGUCCUGGGCCUCUCUCAAGGCUCUGUCAGUGAGAUCCUGGCUCGGCCGAAGCCUUGGCGCAAGCUCACUGUCAAGGGCAAAGAGCCAUUCAUCAAAAUGAAGCAGUUCCUCUCUGAUGAGCAGAACGUCUUGGCCCUGAGGACCAUUCAGGUGCGCCAGAGAGGUAGCAUUACGCCAAGGAUUAGGACGCCUGAAACUGGCUCCGAUGAUGCCAUCAAGAACAUCCUUGAGCAAGCCAAGAAGGAGAUUGAGUCACAGAAAGGAGGAGACACCAAGGGCUCCACAGCGCCCCAGGCAACAGCCAACGGUGCCACAAGCAGCAACUCGGAAGACGCCAUCAAGAGCAUCCUGGAGCAGGCCCGCCGGGAGAUGCAGGCUCAGCAACAGGCCUUGCUGGAAAUCGAGUCAGGCAACUCCAGCAGGCCUCUCCUCACUCCACCAGUUGAGCACUCUGCCUUGGCUGCCGUCAGCCAGACCAUUGUCCAGGAGUACAUCAAGCAAGAGGAGGGGAUGAUGGGCCCCAGCACCAGCAGCAGCAUGGCCCAGGGGCCCUUGACAGUACUCUCCCCUGCCGCCUUUGUCCAAAGCAUCAUCCGCAAAGUCAAAUCUGAAAUUGGGGACGCCGGCUCCUACUUUGACCAGCACUGGGCUUCUGAGAGGAGCUUGCUGAGCCGCCCAUACACAUCCGUGUCACCCUCCCUCUCAUCCUCAUCUAGCUACUCCAGCACGGCUAACGGGCGCGGGUGGCAGCGGGGUGAAGCUGGCGAGGCCGUCCCGACCGAGGAGGACCUCCCCACCUCUGAGGACGAGCCCCACCGGGUGCUGGAGGUCAAGCUGGAAACGGUGGGCUCUGAGCCCCUAUCCACCAGGCGCCUCUCCUACUACCCAUCCUAUGUACCAAGGACCCUCAAGCCCACCGUGCCACCCCUGACGCCUGAACAAUAUGAGAUGUACAUGUAUCGGGAAGUCGACACCUUGGAUCUGACGCGGCAGGUCAAGGAGAAGCUCGCCAAGAAUGGGAUCUGCCAACGCAUCUUUGGGGAAAAGGUACUGGGAUUGUCUCAAGGCAGCGUGAGUGACAUGUUGUCCAGGCCCAAGCCCUGGAGCAAGCUCACGCAAAAAGGACGAGAGCCAUUCAUCCGCAUGCAACUCUGGCUUACAGACCAACUUGGCCAAGGGCUAAGCCAACCGGGCAACCCACCCCAUGACAGUCCUGGGGAGGUCCAGUCUUCUCCUUCCCCGUCACCCAGUCUCUCUGAACAAGAGAAAAGUCCCCUGGAGCCCCUGCGCCUCGCCUUGGAAAGCAGCAAGGAAAACCAGCACCCGGAGGGCCAGCCGGGCUCCUUGCUCGGCACCAGGAUAGGCCCCAACAGCCAGGCUCCGCUGGGCAUCCAGGAGAUUGUGGCUAUGUCGCCUGAACUGGACACCUAUUCCAUCACCAAGAAGGUCAAGGAGGUCUUAACGGACAACAACCUUGGUCAGCGGCUUUUUGGAGAAAGUAUCCUGGGCCUGACCCAGGGCUCUGUCUCUGACCUGCUGUCAAGGCCCAAGCCCUGGCACAAGCUGAGCCUGAAAGGGCGGGAGCCCUUUGUCCGAAUGCAGCUCUGGCUGAAUGAUCCGCACAACAUCAACAAGCUGCGGGACAUGAAGAAACUGGAGAAAAAAGCGUAUUUGAAGCGCCGCUAUGGACUGAUCAGCGCUGGCUCUGACAGUGAGUCCCCCAACGCUAACUCCACCUGCCCCAGCCCCAGCCCCCAGACCCAAGAUCUCAGCCUCCUGCAGAUUAAGAAGCCAAGGGUCGUCCUGGCUCCCGAAGAGAAGGAGGCCCUGAAAAAGGCUUAUCAGUUGGAACCCUACCCUUCACAACAAACCAUUGAGUUGCUGUCUUUCCAGCUGAACCUUAAGACCAACACGGUGAUCAACUGGUUCCAUAAUUACAGGUCCCGAAUGCGCCGGGAGAUGCUGCUGGAAGGGGCGCAGGACGACACGGAUCUGGAGCAGAGCGCAACCCCAGGAGGCAGCCUUCUGAAGGGUCCCGAGCCCCCAUGUCCUGCCUCCGAAUGCGAGUCCCGGAAACCCACUUUCAGAGAUGCGGAGUGCCAAGGAGAGAGCAAGUCGGUGGUCCAAAUCAAGGAGGAGCAGCCAGAGGUGGGUGAAAAGGAUAACUGUUCAAGUCCCCAUGAGCCUUGUGGCUCCGAUGGGGAAAUGGAGCCUGGGCCCAGUCUUAAAGAAGAGCAGGUGGAGGCGGCAUGGACAGAAGAUCUGGAGGGGCCUAGUCUCAUCUGGGGCAAAACACACAUAUCCAGGCCUGCCGGUUAUUCCUCUGUGCAUAACCCUAUGGAGUCCGGUGCUGGCAAGCAGCUUGACUCAGACCCGCUGAGCUUUAAGUCAUCUUCAGAGUCUUCCCGGGGCAGCUUAGAGGGGUCCCUGAACUCCUUGUCUGCGGCCUCUUCCCCUGGCCUCCUGAUGUCCAUCUCUCCCAUCCCCUCCGCCUCAGCUCCUCUCUCCCCGUUGUCCCUAAGCGCCACUGCCAAAGCACAGAGUGAGAGCCUUCCCACCGGAACAGGCGCCGCACCCCCCAACACCAAAGCAAGUACAAACAUCCAGCGACGGCAUGAGAAGAUGGCCAACCUCAACAGCAUCAUCCAUCGGCUGGAGAGGGCAGCCAACCGCGAGGAGACCCUAGAGUGGGAAUUUUGAGAGGUAAAAAAGAUUUUAAGAAACCACACAAACACACAAGCACUCACAUUUUGACCCUAAACUCAGCGGAACAGGCUGACGAAGCAGGGAGUCCAGUGUAUAUUGAAAUAGAUCUCUAUAAAUAUAUAUAUAUACACACACACACAUAUAUAUUUUAUUAGUUUCUUCACAUACUAAGGAGGAGACAAAUCAUCUCCAUUUUUGUUGAAGGAAAGUGAUCCGUCGCUACCCUGUUGCUCCUUUUUUCUUAGUGGCUGAUGGGAAGAUGAAAUGGACUUCAUUUUUUGGUUUAAAUGUGAAAACAAACGUUUUAAAAAAACUGGGAACACUUUUAGAAGAAAAAAAUAUUAAAAUAAUAUUUAUAGACCUCUUUUAGAUAUUUUAAUAAAAGGAAACUUUGGAAUUUAUUAACAGCUCAAGCUGCUUUGAUAUUAAAAGAUAGCUAUAAACUGUAUCAGUUGUGUCAUUAAAUGUCCACUGAAAGUCUUGUAGUUUGCCACUGGAUGAGAUUAAAAAAAAUUAAAAUUCAAAGAUAUAACCCAGGCUCCUUGAUCAAAGCCAUUGAGAAGCACUAUGAGACUGACCAAAUUUUUGCUAAACUUGAUCGCCCGAGGGGUGCCUUGCUCUCUCCUCGGUUUGUCUCUAAGACAUCGCAUUCAUAAAACUUUUCCAGAGACUUGUCUUACAGUCCAUGAAGACUCUAAAUCGGGAAGCUGCGAUGCCAUCCUGCGUCCGUCAUUUAGUUCUGGUGGUAUGUUUUGAGAGCUUUGUUUUGAAUAUAACACAGGGAAAACAAAGUGUUGUGUGCUGUUGUAUAUGUUGUAGAAAUAUGUUUGCAAUAGCCUUCCUAAACAAGAUGUAGCAUGGUUUCAGAAGUGACUCCUUAGUCCUGAUGCUUCCUGCAGCUUAGUGGCCUGCCAGAAACAGAGGACACAUCGAGAACGUCGACACAGAAGGAACUGACAGCCGUUGGAAGUGAGGAUUUUCUGCCCACUUUUAGGAAAAAAAACAUACACACCCUCUCAGAAGUGUGGCGUCUUUUUGUUGCAAAAGUUGUAUUUGGCAGCUUGCAAAGUCUGUGAUGUGUUUGCUUUUGACAGGGACAGACUUUAAUGAUAAACUAUGAGAAACCUACAAAAGUUUACGUUGUCUGUGCGUGUGUCUGUACACGUGUGCACAUGGAAAUUGCCGUCUUUUUCUCAGUUCAGCAUCUUCUUUGUUGGAUGGGAAAAAACCAUUGGAAGUAUUGGCCAAUUUGAGCACUAAAAUGUUGAGAGGGAAAAUGUCUCAUGCAUUAUUCCUCCCCAUCCCACCCCCUUAAAUCAUCAAUUCAAUCUGGAACCCCACUUGUACAUGGAUUUACCCAUGAAGCUCUUGCAUGUAUGGGCAGCCUUGAUUUAUUUCAUGGGAGGGCAGAAUUCCUACUGUGCAAAGAAGCAAGACUGAUGGAUCUGGGACCACAUUCAGUCUACCAUUUAUGUUAAGGUGCUGUCAGAUUGGGGCAAAAACUUUUUUUUUAAAAAAAAAAGAACAACCAUAAUAAUAAUAAUAAUAAUAAUAAUAAUAUUUAUUUAUAUUCCACUCUAUCUCCCCGAGGGUACUCAGAGCAGAUUACAGAACACAUAUAUGGCAAAUAUGCAAUGCUGUUAUACAAUUAACAAAGACAGACAGUAGACAAACAGAGGUAAAGGCUUCCCAUCUUUUUCCAUCUCCGGCAUCUGGGGGCUGUGUUCAACUCUGGCUAUGGGGAGGUGCUGUUGUUCCAUUUUCCAUGCUGAGGAGCUUCUUGUCCAUGGGUGCCUUCUUGAUCAAACUGCCAGCAUGUCUUCAUGGGUGCCUUCUUACCUCCCUGCCAAAGUGGUACCUAUUGAACUACUCACAUUACUGUUUUCUAACUGCUAAGUAAGCAGAAACUAGGGCUGACAGCAGAAGUUUGCCCUGAUCUCCAGCUUGAACUGCCAACCUUCUGGUUGGCAAGAUUUUCUGCAGCUGGCGGUUUAACCCGCUGUGCUCACCGCAGCCCCCUUAGCAAUCACCAAGGUUGUUCAUGGCUCCCAUCACCACUCUUUGACAAGGAAUUGAGUUUCCUGAAAAUGAUCACUUUCAUUACAGUCAUCCUUCCUUGGAUUAUCCUUAAUUUGGAAAGAAGCAUGGAAUCUAUUCCGUGGGUGGUUUGGUCUGCUGAAGGACCAUCGACCAGAUUCAAAGAUAGUCAAGAGUAGUUCAAGCCACAUUUUUGAGAGGGGAUUUUAUUAGCUAGAAAGGCACUUGGUGGAUGCAGGUGAUUUAUUACAGAGCUUGCAGUCCACAGUAAACCACCCCAGAGGCCCAGAAGGUCCCCAGCUAUACCUGCAUUCUUUGCCAGGCAGCACGUCUCAGACAGUUAAACAUUUACCCAAUUGCUCUGGAAACUGUUAGAAUCUAGAAGUCAAGCACCCAGAGUAAAAUCCCUACUGUGGCUAAAAAAACAGCAGCUAAAAUCUUAUAAUCAGAUCCUGGAGGAGGGUCCAGUGCUGUUCUUUCAAUAUGAUACAUUCCAGUACUUUCUUUGUUUGAAUUUUGGUUGACCUACUGAGGAAUUUUCUAGAACUCUUCACCCAUCUCUUUUGCCCAUUCCUCACGCCAGAGCUUGAAAUAAUUUAAAAACCAAAAGUCACUUUAACAAGUAGUAACAGAACAGAAGGUAUAUUGGCAGAUCCCCCUCCCCAUAACAUAAUAAUAAUAUACUUUACUUAUAUUCUGCUCUAUCUCCCCAAGGAGACUCAGGGCCGAUUACAGAACACAUAUAUGGCAAACAUUCAAUGCCGUUAUACCAUUAACAAGAAUAGACAAUACAUAGACAGAGGUAAAGACUUUUCCCAUCUUUUUCCAUUUCCGGCAUCUGGAGGCUGUGCUCAACUCUGGCCACAGGGGGCAGGGUGCUGUCGCUCCAUCUUUCACAUGCCAAGGAGCUUUUGUUGUCCUUAGACGUCCUCCCGAUGUCCUUAUGGUGCCUUUAUUACCUCCCCGCUUAAAGCGGUAUCUAUUUAUCUACUCACAUUUCUGUUUUCAAUCUGCUAGGUGAACAGAAGCUGGGGCUGAUGGUUGGGUGUUCAUCCUGACCCGGGCUUGAACUGACAACCUUUCGAUCAGCAGGAUUUCCUGCAGCUUAGCAGUUUAACCCACUGUGCUAAGUCCGGCUUCUAUCAUGCCUUCCAAUGUGUCUUGGUUUUUUAAGAACAGCUCCCAUUACUCCCCUGCUGCCCCACUUUCUCAGCUGCUUAUCAGAUGCCCCGGUUUCUCUGUCUUCCAUUAUUCCUACUGCUUUCCUUGUCCUAAGUUUAUUUCAGGUGCUACAAAUGGACUUAACAGUGCAGUAGUUUGUACUCAAGUUAACUCAGCAGAAGGCAAAGGAAAGGGCAGAAUCAGUACGUAGGUGCUAGGUUUUCUCUGCUUAAAAUCGUAUUGUGUCUGCUUCUUUAAUUACUUUCCCCCUCCAUUUAUUCAUUUUUAACCAUGUUUGCCUCUUGUUGCCUGUCUGCAUCCUCUAUACAUUCCAUUUCCAUCUGUGAAAUGUCAGAGCUGAUGCAGUAGUACCUCAUCCAGUCUCUUUGGUUUCCUAAAAGGCCAGAAAAUAUCACUCGCCCAGUUGCCAUUUGAGUAAAUGCGGAUUUUGUCCACCACUUUUGUAGCUUGUGCACACUUGAAAGAAACAGAAAGCGAAGUUGGAUUUCCCGAUUUUUCCUGUUGACAUGCUAGAGAUGAGCUUUAGUGGAGCAGGAUUUUGGAACUAAGCACUUAGGUAUGAUCUUUUGAAUCCAGAGAGAAAUCCUGUUGUACUCAAAGCGGAUGGGAAUGUGUGUCAGUCACCUUUUCUUAGGUUAAUGUACUGUACUUUAAAAAGUUUCUAUGAGAUUGAUUGAACUUUGUUAAACAUUUAAGAAAAAAGGGCCACAAGUUGUGUAAAAGAGCCACUAAAAAGGAAAAUACAGACAUUGUAUAACAA